AUGACAUUCAACAGCCGGCAAAAGUGCUCGCAAAUCGCCAAGAGCAAAUGCCCCAAGAAGACAAGUUACCUGGUCCUCCCAAGCGACGAAGGGGGCAGAAUCGUGACUUCUUCCUACGAACCUCUGCUCUGCGCGGAUCCCAUAUCAUUCACACCGGAAGACGCCAAAGGAAUCCAACAUCCCCAUUCUGAUCCUCUAGUCAUCGAAGUAGCCAUGGGUGAAUUCGACGUCGAAAGGGUCUUGGUCGAUACCGGGAGCACCGUUAACGUGUUGUUCUGGCAAACGCUGGAAAAAAUGGGCGUCACACCAGAGCAGGUAAAGCCCGAGAUUCGAACAUUGACUGGCUACAAUGGGAUUGCUAAAAUGUCGAUGGGCGACGUAAAACAGCAAGUGCGCGCUUGCGGAGUGACCCGGAAAACUAAGUUCGUUGUCAUCGAUGCGCCCCCAAUUUACAACACCAUUCAGGGGGCACUGUGGAUAUACGCAAUGCAAGCCGUAGCGUCAACUUACCGUCUCUACUUUAAAUUCCUGACCACCACAGGUAUCUGCACGCUCUACAGCGAUCAGAGGAUGGCUCGAUCUUGUUCCGUAAUCGAAAAGAAGCAAAGGAAAACGGAGGACGCAUAG
Messenger RNA from Camelina sativa (false flax), 627 nucleotides. RefSeq lists its product as uncharacterized. Lineage: Eukaryota; Viridiplantae; Streptophyta; Magnoliopsida; Brassicales; Brassicaceae. The record is from RefSeq and is a predicted model, not a curated record.